AUGACUCAAUUACCCAACAUCCAAACCUUCUUAUCUAAAAUAUCGACAGCUCUCACCAUGGCAAACUCUCCUUACUUAAUGUGCGAACCAAUGUACCUGGGUGAAGAACGCUUUCAACGAUGGCCGUCCCCUGCCAAUCAUGCUGGUCCUCAAUUCCUCACAUUCUGUUUCGCAAUCUUAAAAUAUCGCGACAAUCAACCUCCAUUCACUAUUGACUUUCCCUCGGAUCUUUACCGCGAUCUCAAGAAAUCACAAAGAAUCCGCGACAAAAUGCCAGAUGUCAACCUCGCAGAUACGUCCGAAGAUAAUUUUAUGGAUGAUAUUCCUUGGCCCGACUAUCAUCAUAUUGAGAUCCCGCCAAUAUCUGAAGAUCAACUGGAAAGUAUUGGGUACCAUAUCGACUUAUUGGAACCCGAACUCCUUGGUCCGAUUAAAGGUCCUACAAUGAGUGAUGAGGAUUUCAUCUUUCAAAAGCUUAAUUUGAAACAAAAGAGAACAAAAGAAGAGCCUUUUGAAGAUAUUCCCUAUAUUUUAUUUGAGCAUAAAUUCUUCGAGGCAAGAGUUCAAAGUUUUGAGUCUGCGAUAAGAGCUGGAGAAGGACCACAAAUACCAGUAUGGGCACAUCAAACUUUCGAGAUUUUUGAAGAAGAAGAGAUGGCUGUAUCAGACCGUCAGCAGAUUGAAAAAGGCCUUCGAAGCUACGAUGCUACCUACCGUGCAAAUUACCUUAACCCCGAUCUUGUACCCGAAAAGAAAUUAGGUUCAUCAAAAAAAUCAGGUGCUAUGACGAACUGGUAUCGAAAAGGUCCUAUAGGAAGUGGUCGAAAACCUCCACCAAAACCACGACAAGAUGUUGCAGAGAGCAUUUCUCAAGAUCAUAUAUGGCUUCUCCAACAAGAUAAUAUAGCCCGAGCCAAAGAUAAUGAAGAUAUUGAGAUGAGUGGAAUGAGUGUUAGUGGUGGAGGGAGUAUCGUUGGUGUGGAAGCUAUCGGCGGAAUGAAUGCUACAAUCAAUGCUCCUGAUCCUUCCGAAUUGAAUUCUGGAUUCGAUCAAAUGAGUACUACACAAGGUGCUCCUGGUCCUUGGGGAUACAAGUCUAGCUCUGUUGGUGCGUAUAAUGCUCCUACUGCAGAAUACAACUAUCAUGCCAGUACCGCCAGCAAUGGUGCCGGUCCUUCUGGAUAUAAUUCUGGAGCCACUUCAAGGAUUGUCCCCGUCAAUACAUCAACUAAUAUCCCCGUCAAUACAUCAACUACUAUCGCCAAUAAUACACCAGACUCUCUGAUGUACAAUUCUGGAAUUGUUUCAAGCACCGCCCCUAUCAGUACGCCAAUGGCUUCCAUUAAUAGUACGCCAAACCCUCCAGUAUACAACUUUGGUUCCGGUGCAAAGAACGUUGCAAACACUGCAUCAGGUCCUUCUGGGUGUAAUUCUGGGAUUAUCGGAAGUAAUAUUCCUAGCAGCACGAAAGUUCCUUCGGGAUAUACUUCUGGACCUAGCAUAAACACCACAAUUAAUACUUCAGCAAUCCCUUCUGGACAGAAAACCUUGUCAGCUCCAACUCCAAGUGAUACAAUCAGUACAAGAGGAAUAGCUGGAACGACUACCUUGAGGGACUCUUCUCAUCCUAUUCCAGAUUAUAAUCAAGGAUAUGCUAAAUCUUUGGUCGAGCCCGUCAGACAUAAUUAUGCGAACUCUUACCCCACACAUGCUACCUCUAACCCACCCAACAUAAAUCCUCGCAACACCAUCGAAGUCCAAUAUCAAGGCAUUACUCACCAACCCAAUCUUUCCACUGCAGCCGCAUCCGUAUCCGCAUUCGCACCCGCACUGGCAUCGGCAAGCGAAGAAAUCCUUCAAACACCAUCUACAAGCCAGGAGCCCGACAUGGAGAGCCUCCUUGCCAUCAACAAAAGGAUGGCUGCAAGAGAUGAAAAAGAUGAAGACUGGCAACCAAGUCAAAAACCAAAACCAAAAGCCACCAGAAGGACCGCUAUUUCUAAAGCUGCCACUGCCAAUCCGACCACACCCAAGGUAACAGUUCGUAAAACUGCUACUCCCAGAACUAGGAAGCCAAAGGGCGUUGAUGCCAAUGUCGCUAAUCCUAUGGCUAUCACCUCUACAGCUAUCAAUCCCACAGUUGAAACACCCAACCUCAUCAAGCCAGCUACCGUUGUGAAAACUAGAAAUUCUAGAGCUGUUACUCCAAGAACUGUCGGACCCAGGUCUGCUGCAAUCAAGGCUACUGGUCCCAGAACUGCUACUACUAGGAAUUCGACUCCAAAGACUGCAAAUACUAGGAGCGCAACUCCCAGAGCUAAUUCUAAGUCCAACGCCCCCAAGCCUUCCGAGUCUACCUCAACCCCGAGUCUCAAACCACCCGUCACCAGAAAAUCCUCUCUCAAAAAGAGUAUUUCGAGAGACAGUGCCGACGGCACAUGGGAGCCUGAAGAUGAAGAUUUAUAA
Messenger RNA from Botrytis porri, 2466 nucleotides. RefSeq lists its product as uncharacterized. NCBI's taxonomy places the organism in Eukaryota, Fungi, Ascomycota, Leotiomycetes, Helotiales, Sclerotiniaceae. The transcript has 3 exons. The record is from RefSeq and is a predicted model, not a curated record. Bases 1 to 2466 code for a protein of 821 amino acids.